CAGUGUUUGUUACAGAGUAGUUGAGAUUCAUUCUGGCAGAGUAUUUUCUCAAUGUUCAUGUUGAACUGAACAGGGAUGAAUUGAGGGUUGACCUUUCAUCACAGCACAACACAAUAAGAGAGUGAAAUUGGAAAAAUGCCAAUCUGAAAGGACUCUCUCUCUCUCUGAUUUGUUCUUCGUUCGAUGGCGUGUGAGGAAGUGGCUCAUUCGAGGCCUCUGUUCCUCACGAUCUACACUAUUGUCAUCGUUGGCAUCGUCUUUUCCUCACUCUACGUCUUCUCCGCCAUUCGCCACCCCUCCGCCAUUCCUUCUACUUGGUCCCUUUCAAAUGAGGAUGUUCGUCUUACAGAACAAACACUCAACGGUUCUCAGUCGGAAACUGUGCAUAUUGUGCCUUCUGUUCCUCAGGAGGCACGAAAAAUGAGGACAAGGCCUAUUUUGAGUGUUCCUCCACGCAAUAAAAAGAUGCCAUCUUUGAAUGCAUUCAGAUUGACCAAAGAAUUGGUUCAGCAAAGGGUGAAAGAUAAUAUUAUAAUUUUGACCUUUGGUAACUAUGCGUUUAUGGACUUUAUUCUGACUUGGGUUGAACAGUUGAAUGAUCUGGGAGUUUCUAAUUAUCUUGUUGGUGCAAUGGAUAUCAAGUUAUUGGAGGCGCUUUAUUGGAAAGGGAUACCGGUUUUUGACAUGGGCAGCCAUAUGAGUACAGAUGAUGUUGGCUGGGGUUCUCCAACAUUUCAUAAAAUGGGGAGAGAAAAAGUUCUUCUGAUCAACUUGAUAUUGCCUUUUGGUUAUGAGCUAUUGAUGUGUGACACUGACAUGGUUUGGUUGAAGAACCCACUUCCAUAUCUUGCUCGUUAUCCCGAAGCAGAUGUUUUAACAUCCAGUGAUCAAGUUGUUCCAACAGUGGUUGAUGAUAGUCUGGAAAUUUGGCAAGAAGUUGGUGCUGCUUACAACAUAGGAAUUUUCCAUUGGAGACCUACAGAGUCUGCGAAAAAAUUAGCAAAGGAAUGGAAGGAACUGCUUCUAGCUGAUGAUAAGAUAUGGGAUCAGAAUGGUUUUAAUGAUAUUGUACACAGACAAUUAGGACCGUCAGUUGAUGAGGACAGUGGACUUGUUUAUGCUUAUGAUGGAAAUCUAAAGCUGGGAAUUUUGCCUUCGAGCAUCUUCUGUAGUGGACAUACAUAUUUUGUCCAGGCAAUGUAUCAGCAACUCAGAUUGGAGCCAUAUGCAGUGCACACAACAUUUCAAUAUGCAGGCACUGAAGGAAAGCGCCACCGACUGCGAGAAGCCAUGGUUUUCCGUGAUCCACCUGAAUACUAUAAUCCUCCUGGGGGCUUCUUGUCAUUUAAGCCAUCUAUUCCAAAAAGCUUGUUGCUAAGUGGGAAUCAUACCAUUGAAUCGCAUUUUAGACUUGUUAAUUACCAAAUAAAACAGAUUAGGACAGCACUUGCAAUUGCUUCCCUUUUGAACAGGACACUGGUCAUGCCUCCACUAUGGUGCAGAAUUGAUAGGUUAUGGUUUCCCCAUCCUGGUGUUUUGGACGGGUCUAUAACUAGACAACCUUUUCUCUGUCCUUUGGAUCAUGUAUUUGAGGUAAAUGUCAUGUUGAAAGAACUCCCAGAGGAAGAGUUUGGCUCUGGAGUAGAUAUUAGGGAGUACUCAAUACUUGAUAAUCCCUCCCUCCCCUCAGAGGUGAAGAUGUCAUGGCUUGAUGUUCAGCUCUGUAAGGAUGGAACCCAAGAUUGUUUUGCAUCAAAUAAUACCACUGUUGGGGGAGUACUCAAAUUUCCAAGGCAUAGCAAUGAAGAAACGUACAUGAAAGUAUUUUUAUCAUUCAAGGAUAUAAAAGUCAUUCAGUUCUCUUCAAUGCAAGAUGCUUUCUCAGGUUUCAGUGACAAGGAAAGGGAAGAUAGAUUCAGAAAACGUGUUAAACGGUACACGGGUAUAUGGUGCUGCGUGCUGGAUCACACUCCUGGCCACAUUUAUUACGAUAUGUACUGGGAUGAGAAACCUGAAUGGAAGCCAAUCCCUCCUCAAACUUCUGCAGAUGAUCAUCCACCUUGGUGAGGCCAACUUCAGGAUCAUGUUUGUUAAAACGCUAUGGACAGGAGAUACGUGGAAGAGAUUUAUUAAUGAUGGUUUGGUUUCCAACUAAUUGUCAAGACCAAGAUGUAUACUUUCGGAAGUAAAGAAUAUGUAUCCACAUUGAGGAUGUUGUUGGAGACAUGAGACAAUAUGGUUCAUGUGUAACAAUGGGAAGAACAUGCUUUGUAUCAAGUUUCCAACAUUGCAAAUUGGAGAAAUUGAAGCUGACAUUUUCCUAGAUAAGGAUGCAGUUUUUGAACGCUGAUGUCUCAGUUGAUAUUGAAUUGCGCUUGUAAUUAAAAAUAAAUAAAUAAAUACCGAAGACAUUCGAAUGUACCACUCCUCUCUUUUAUUGCAAACAGGAAAUUAGAUGUUGCCUUUUCUAA
Messenger RNA from Glycine soja, 2471 nucleotides. Its product is annotated as arabinosyltransferase XEG113-like. NCBI's taxonomy places the organism in Eukaryota, Viridiplantae, Streptophyta, Magnoliopsida, Fabales, Fabaceae. The transcript has 13 exons. The record is from RefSeq and is a predicted model, not a curated record. The coding region runs from base 184 to 2067 and encodes 627 amino acids. Gene Ontology annotation, molecular function: arabinosyltransferase activity. Gene Ontology annotation, biological process: cell wall pectin biosynthetic process. Gene Ontology annotation, cellular component: Golgi apparatus.